UAACCCAACUGUGUUUUUGUUGUUGCGUGUUUUCCAAGAAAUGUCCAACAUUGUUCUUUUUGUUGUAGUUGUUUUCAAACAGAGACACAAAAAGAGAGAGAGCAUAAAUAAAUGCGACCGGCUAUUCGCCGCGCACAGUUCAUUAGUAGCUGAAGAGAGAGCAUCUCAUUCACUUGAGAUUCUUUUGUUUUAGUUUUUUUUUUUUGUUAGUAAACACCUUUCUUGUUUUUGAAUUCAACUGUUGCUGUUGUUGUUUUCGUGUUUAUUGAAUCGUCGUUUAAAAGGAAACAAAAAAAAAUGAAACCAGCGCGUUUCGUUUACGUUUCGAUCGUCUUUUAUUUGUCAACGUCCGUGGCGGCUUUGAAUUGGGAAGACGGCGAAUUCGGCGGCCAAGUCAAGUGGUCGUUCAACUGCGACUUUUACGACGAAGACGGGCCCGUGCGCGAUCGUUACGAAGACAACGAACUCGUCGACGACGACAAAGGUCUCAUCCGAAUCAUCGGCGAACGCAAAUCCAAUAGAGAAGACUGCGGAUGGCUGUGCUGGGCUGAUGUAGAGUGCCAUUACUACAGCCAUUCGCAGAAUCUCUGCCGCACAAUGUCGCUCAAGAAGAAGGUGCUCGUGUCGGCCCUAGCUCACGGCAGGGCCUUCAUCCAUCACGUCACCGUGCCUUACUUGGCCGACAGCGAAACCAUUUGCGGCUACAUCCCGUCGCGCAUCAUCGCCCUCAACACUUCGGUCUAUUGAGGGCGAACGCAUUUCCCCCUUUUAUGCGCGCCCAACAAGGAAACCUACAAUAAUUAUCACUAUUGCGCAAUCGAUGAAACGAUAAUAAAAUCCGUCUUCAUUUUUUUCUGUACAUGUAUAUAUGCCCCUCAGGUUUCGUCACCCUACAUCAUUAAAUAAUACAACAAGUGUAUUCUGUUUCAA
Molecule: messenger RNA, 930 nt
Organism: Daphnia magna
Lineage: Eukaryota; Metazoa; Arthropoda; Branchiopoda; Diplostraca; Daphniidae
Exons: 1
Coding region: 298-747 (149 amino acids)
Source: RefSeq, a predicted model, not a curated record